GCUGCUGCUGCUCCUCUCCAGGCGCGCAGUAUCAUCCACAAACUUUGAUGAGCUGUAACCUUCACCAAGGCAACAAAACGAGUCGGGCUGCAGGAGUAAUUGAAACAAGGAAGAUAUACAUAUAUAUAUAUAUUUAAAACAUAUCAUUUCUGGGCGUCACUAAUUUCGGGCGAUUAAGCCUAACGAACAGGUGCCAAAAUGGAAAACACUCCGGUUGAAAUUUUCAAAGACAACAACGAGUGCCUGUCCACGUUGGUGCAAGACUGUCCGGGGAAUUCUUCUGCAUGGGUGUCCGGAUACUCUGAUAGCCGCAACGUGACCCACGAUGAUGAUGGCUGGGAGCAGGAGAGCAUGUCUCCCAUUAUCCCCAUCAUCACUGCAGUCUACUCCGUGGUGUUCGUGGUCGGCUUGUUGGGAAACUGCCUCGUCAUGUAUGUCAUCAUCAGGUACACAAAGAUGAAGACAGCCACCAACAUUUACAUUUUUAACCUGGCGCUCGCCGACGCCCUCGUCACCACCACGAUGCCCUUCCAGAGUACAGACUAUCUUCUGAACACCUGGCCCUUCGGAGAGGUAGUCUGCAAGGUCUUCAUCUCCAUUGACUACUACAACAUGUUCACCAGCAUCUUCACUCUCACCAUGAUGAGCGUGGAUCGCUACGUGGCCGUGUGCCACCCCGUGAAGGCCCUGGAUUUCCGCACGCCCAUUAAAGCCAAGAUGAUCAACGUGUGCAUCUGGAUCUUGUCCUCGGCGGCGGGGAUACCUGCGUUCGUGCUCGGCGGAACCCAGACCAACAGCGACAUAACUGAAUGUGCCUUGCAGUUCCCAGAGCCGUACGCUUACUGGGACACGCUGAUGAAGAUAUGCGUGUUUGUCUGCGCCUUCGUGGUGCCCGUGCUCAUCAUCACCGUGUGCUACUCCCUCAUGGUCCUGAGGCUCAAGAGCGUCCGGAUGCUGUCCGGUUCCCGGGAGAAGGACCGCAACCUGCGGCGCAUCACGCGGCUGGUCGUGGUCGUGGUCGCGGUGUUCGUGGUGUGCUGGACGCCCAUUCACAUCUUCAUCCUGGUCAAGGCCCUCGUGAGCGUGCCUGAAACCACCGCCAUCAUGGCCGCCUACUUCUUCUGCGUGGCCCUGGGCUACACCAACAGCAGCCUCAACCCCGUCCUCUACGCCUUCCUGGACGAGAACUUCAAGCGCUGCUUCAAGGACUUCUGCCUCUCGGCCAAACUGAACAGGGAGAAGGCGUCCGGGAGCAAAAAGAAUCCCAGCACUGUGCGGGAGGCGGCCGUCGCCCUGCAGAACCAAGAUGGGACUAGGAGGCCUUCAUGACUAGCCGUGGAGCUGUCAACAAUAUCACACAUUGGAAAAGAAGACUCACAUGACCUGGGCUUAACCCACAUCACAUCGACAAUGUAGUCGGACAUCUUGAGUUCUUUUCACCAGAUUAAGCAGUGCCAACAGUGAAACAAGUUCAUUUCACUCUAAUCAGAGGAACAUUUAUAGUUAUAUUCAAUCUCUGCAUGACAGUAAUUUCAUCCUCAAACUUUUGAAACUGUUCCCUCAUAGCGGGCAGUUGUUGUAAUCUGUGAAAGAUAUUGGUCUUUUAUUAUUUAUACUGUGUUGGUUCAUUUUUCUUCUUUGGAAAACAUCCAAGAUACAUGUUGAGAUGAUUAUUUUACUACACUUUGACUGUUGUAAAGUAACAUUUGCAUAUAUAAAAAAAUACAUUUAAAAUAACUGUCUUCACCCAAGUAGAUAAUUGGGGAAGUUUCAUGGCGAUGUCCAUGAGCUGAAACGUGUAAAUAGUGGUUUUUAUAGUAAAUAUCCAAGGGCCAUAUUUCUUGAACUAAGUUUUUCUCGUGGUUCAGUACAUGCAGCAAACUUUACAGAUUUUUUAUUUUCUCCCCCUAUUGAUUUUCUGAGUUUGUUUACGGACGAGUUCGCUCAUGAAUAAUUUAUGGUUUGAAUUAUAGAACAUUCUAUUCCUAAAAAAAUGACAUUAGGUAGAUUUUUUUUUUUUUUUGCAGGUUUUCAGCUAUGAAAAGAGACAUCCAACAUUAACUCUGUAAAAUUUCUGACUUUGUAAAAUGAAGCAAGAUUUAUGAACUUGAACUUUUUACACAAUGUCCAAAUGUUACUAGACAAUGCCUGUUUUUUAAUUUUCUCAAUGUAAAUAAUCAGCUGAAGUUUCAUGACAUUCUGUAUAUAAGUUAAAGAUGUUUUACCUUAUUCACCUGUAGUGUUGUCAACAACAGUGUCAUUUCUUAGAUAGCGUUCCUAAGAAUGUGCUGCUCAUCCUUUCAAUGGAUUUCUGCAAUGAAAGAGGAAAUUGGAGUUAUUUAAACAGCUGUAUAAUUUAUUUCAUGAGUUUUCACUUCCACUCCAGGUGGCUUCUUCAGUUCUAAAUGACUGUUUUUUAACUCAGAAAAUCACCCAAAUCAAAAAUCAUUUGAGCGUCAGGUGCAAACCACAGAUGCUCUGAAAUAAAAGCCUCGAUUUAGAAAAGACCUCUUACGUGAUUGAUGAAAGGUCUUUACGAAAGGUCUUAACUUUAUGUUUAGAUAUACCUUUAUGGCCAAAACCAUUAAAUAAGAGCCAUGUUACUCAAUAGAAGGAAAACCGUCAUUAAAAUAACAAUUUCAGGAGAAUUUGUCAUUGUUUAAAGGAAAAAUUAAAAUUCUGACAAUAUUGGUGCAUGUGAAGUCUCAUCGCGUUUUGAUGUAUGUGUUUCUUUAUUGUUAUUAUUUAAUUUCCUCCUGUUACUGUCCCGUUGCCAUUUGUGCCUUUAACAGUCCAGGAUGUUUGUAGCAGCAGGAUAAAAAGAUGGAUCGGGUCUAACAGCACCUCAUGUAUAAUAUUUAACAUGUCAGUGAUGGCUGCAUGGAUCACUGACAACAGACACGUGCCAAAAUCGAUCGCUGAUUGACCGGAAUGUGAGAAACAACCGACUCAUGGUGGACGUUAAAACAUUCAGCUGCGUCAAGUUUGUCAGUGGGGGGGGAGAUGAAAGGGGAAAAUCCUGGACCUGAAUGUGCAUUAAAAUUUGACAGAGGGCUCUCUAUCAGCUUUGACCCUGGCAUAGUGUCCAGACCGAUAAGUUGUUCUGUUUAUGGAUUAACUACUCACAUGUUCUGUGUAUGGCUUCUACCGUGAUACACAUAGUGAACCGUCAAGCUACUAUUUCUGUGCAUUCUGAAUAUGUGAAGUUGCGCACAAUGUUAAAUACAGUAUAUUCUAACAGCUGUACAGUAUGUUAGUAUGCACACAAUACCUUAUUUUGUAUAGAUUCCCUAGAGCCCAUGCACAAGCAUCAUUGAAAUAUAUUGUAUUUGUAGCAUGUUAAAUGACCAUUGCAUAAAAGCAAAAUCAGCAGCCAUAUUAUGCUUGAUGGACUGUGCUUUUUUUAUUGAAUGUACUGCAAAUAGACUCUGUGUAAGGGAAUUAAUGAUGGCAUAAAUGCAUCUGUUUCAUUAAAGCACAACUCUUAAAAAACAAAUGAAUUCACAGCUAUGACAUGCAUACAUACAGAAAUAAAAAUAUACAAAGAU
This is a messenger RNA of Mugil cephalus (flathead mullet), 3548 nucleotides long. Its product is annotated as delta-type opioid receptor-like. Gene Ontology annotation, molecular function: dynorphin receptor activity; neuropeptide binding. Gene Ontology annotation, biological process: sensory perception of pain; G protein-coupled opioid receptor signaling pathway; neuropeptide signaling pathway. Gene Ontology annotation, cellular component: neuron projection; membrane. NCBI's taxonomy places the organism in Eukaryota, Metazoa, Chordata, Actinopteri, Mugiliformes, Mugilidae. The transcript has 4 exons. The record is from RefSeq and is a predicted model, not a curated record. The coding region runs from base 199 to 1329 and encodes 376 amino acids.